Rotaria sp. Silwood2 is the source of this 237-nucleotide messenger RNA. NCBI's taxonomy places the organism in Eukaryota, Metazoa, Rotifera, Eurotatoria, Philodinida, Philodinidae. The record is from the annotation of a GenBank genome assembly.
AUGACGAUUGAUCAAUUCAACACGUCAACACUAUUCGCUACGGUCCGUGAUGCUGGUAAUUUUAAAGGAGAAGAAGAAAUUCUUUUCUCUAUGCAUUUCAUCUUUCGUAUUGGAUCAAUACAACAAAUCAAUGGAAAUGACCGUCUUAGGCAAGUCGAUUUAAUAUUGAUCAUUGGCAAUGAUCCAGAUCUUCAUACACUUACUGAAUACAUGUGGUUUGGAUAUGUUGCUAAUUAA